Molecule: messenger RNA, 609 nt
Organism: Solanum lycopersicum (tomato)
Lineage: Eukaryota; Viridiplantae; Streptophyta; Magnoliopsida; Solanales; Solanaceae
Gene: H2B-2
Product: histone H2B.2-like
Cellular component (GO): nucleosome
Molecular function (GO): structural constituent of chromatin; DNA binding; protein heterodimerization activity
Source: RefSeq, marked validated
AUCAACAAACUCAAUUUUCUCAAUUCAAAUCUCUUUUUCACUCACAACCCAUUUUCAGAUUCUCAAUUUCAGUUCCAAUGGCACCAAAAGCAGAGAAAAAGCCAGCAGAGAAGAAGCCAGCUGAGGAGAAAAAGGCUGAAAAAACCCCAAAAGCAGGGAAGAAGUUACCAAAAGAAUCAGGUUCUUCUGGUGCUGAUAAGAAGAAGAAGAAAUCUAAGAAGAGUAUUGAAACCUACAAGAUCUAUAUCUUCAAGGUUCUGAAACAAGUUCACCCAGAUAUUGGUAUCUCAAGCAAAUCUAUGGGGAUUAUGAACAGUUUCAUCAAUGAUAUAUUUGAGAAACUUGCUCAGGAGUCAUCAAGAUUGGCUAGGAUUAACAAGAAGCCUACAAUUACUUCAAGGGAAAUUCAGACUGCUGUUAGGCUUGUUUUGCCUGGUGAGUUGGCUAAACAUGCUGUUUCUGAAGGAACUAAAGCUGUUACUAAGUUUACUAGUUCUUAGAUGUAAUGGGUGCUUUUCGGUUAUUGGUAAUUUGGAGAAUGUAAAGGUAGUUGCUUUUUGUUGUACUUGAAUUUAACAGUAAUGAAUAUGAAUGGAUGUGUUUUUCUCC